AUGUUCUUCUCUCUGGUUUAUCUGGUAACCAUAAUGGGAAACCUUGUCAUUGCUGCUGUCACCACUCUUGACAAGAGCCUUCACACACCCAUGUACUUCUUCCUGAGAAACCUGUCCAUCCUGGACUCCUGCUACAUUUCUGUCACACUCCCUAACUCCUGCAUGAACUCCCUGCUGGGCACAAGGUCCAUUUCAAAGGCAGCAUGUGCAGCUCAGGUUUUCCUUGUGAUUUUCUUUGCAUUUGUAGAGGUACUGUUUCUCACCAUCAUGGCUCACAACUGCUUUGCAGACAUCUGCAGGCCCCUCCAUUACGCUGUGAUCAUGAACCCUCGCCUGUGUGUCCACAGCACACUGGCCUCUCUGCUCAGUGGCCUCAUCUAUGCAGCUAUGCACACCAUCAACACCUUCAGGCUGCCCUUCUGCCACUCACAUGCUGUCCAGCAGCUCUUCUGUGACAUCCCCUCUCUGCUGAAGCUGUCUUGCUCUGACACCUUCAGCAACCAGAUCACAAUUUUUGUGUCAAGUCUAGUGAUAUGUGGUGGCUGUUUCAUUUAUAUCAUCAAGUCUUAUAUUCAUAUCUUUUCUAGUGUGCUCAAGUUUCCAGUGGGAGCAGAUAGGAAAAAGGCCUUUUCCACCUGUGUCCCCCACAUUCUUGUGGUGUUGCUUUUCCUCAGCUCAGGGUUUUAUGUCUACCUGAGACCCUCUUCAGUUUCCACCAGCAUCAGAGACAUGGUUCUGUCUAUGUUCUACUCUGUAAUCCCCCCCCUCUUCAGCCCUAUUAUUUACAGUCUCAGAAAUGAACAGAUAAAGUGCACCAUCAGAAAACUCAUCACAAGAAAGCUCUAUUCAGGAAAUGUAUUGAGGACUAAGAAAGUUUUCCCUAUCCAACUAAGUCAUAGACAUGUUUUUGGCAAUAUAUAGAUAUAACUUAUUAGAGUUAUUAUGUAUUCUUCAUGCAAAUUUAUUAUCCAAGAUGGUUCAACAUAUCAUAUAUCAAGAUUACUUUUCUCUGUUGUCUUAUACAAUUUUAACAUUCUAUAAGAUAUUUGGUAUUAUGAGGAAAA
Molecule: messenger RNA, 1064 nt
Organism: Heterocephalus glaber (naked mole-rat)
Lineage: Eukaryota; Metazoa; Chordata; Mammalia; Rodentia; Bathyergidae
Source: RefSeq, a predicted model, not a curated record